Molecule: messenger RNA, 1057 nt
Organism: Ceratina calcarata
Lineage: Eukaryota; Metazoa; Arthropoda; Insecta; Hymenoptera; Apidae
Exons: 1
Source: RefSeq, a predicted model, not a curated record
UUUAGUUCAGCAUGCACAGACGGCCAACCAUAUGAAAAAUAUAAGUUCAUUUAGCAACAAAGUCACUGACGUUAAUGACAAUAUUUGUGAUAGUAGUAAUUCUAAUUUUUCUGUAUAUUCUGACGUAGCCAGUACUAGUAAUAGUAAUAAUAAUGAUAAUAGUAAUUUACCUCAUAAGGAUAAAGUUAAACGUGCCGAAAUUAAAUUAUCAGCUUUUUUUGCAGAGCAUAACGUAGCUUUUUGUGCGGUAGAGCAUUUAGUUCCAUUAUUAAAAAACGUUUGCACUGAACCCGAAGUUGUACAGGAUCUUUCACUUGCCCGGCAUAAGUGCACUAAAAUAGUAAAAAAUGUUAUUGCUAAACGCGAAGUUGAGAAAAUUGUAGAAUGUUUAAGAACAUGUAAAUUCUCCGUUUUAAUUGAUGAAAGCACAGAUAUUUCCGAUAGGAAAUUAAUGUGCAUAGUUGUCAAAUACGUAUCGCCAAUAUCUCGUAACGUCAACACACAACUACUAGAAUUAUUGUCUCUUGACAGUACAGAUUGUUCCGCGAGUAAAAUUUUUGAAACUUUUAAACAAUUUUUCACGAAUAAAGCAAUACCUUUAAAAAAUAUUGUUGGAUUAGCAUGCGAUAAUGCAUCCGUUAUGGUCGGAUGCAAUAACUCUUUUAUGACCUUUCUUAAAAUUGAAGUACCGGAAUUAAUAACUUUAAAAUGUAUAUGCCAUUCUUCCGCGCUUAUAGCCAGUCACGCUUGUGAUCAAUUGCCUUCUGCUUGCGAAAAAUUAGUUCGCGGAGUUGCUACUUAUAUUUCGGGCAGUGCAAAGAGAUGUGCAAUUUUGAUUGAAUUCCAAGAUUUCUUCAAAGUUCAACGGCUCAAAAUUUUGAAAUUGUCAAACACGAGGUGGCUUUGUUUGCAAAAAUGCGUUGUUAGACUUCUUGACAAUUGGGACGUUUUAAAAAGUUUUUUCAUUUUAGCAGUAGUAGAAGAUAAAUUAAACUCUGCCGAAAAUAUUUUAGAAUAUUUGAAUGAUCCCACAAUUAAAGCCUAUUUACUUUUUUUA